Messenger RNA from Silurus meridionalis, 18931 nucleotides. It is a transcript of the gene adgrv1, whose product is annotated as adhesion G protein-coupled receptor V1. Gene Ontology annotation, cellular component: membrane. NCBI's taxonomy places the organism in Eukaryota, Metazoa, Chordata, Actinopteri, Siluriformes, Siluridae. Gene Ontology annotation, molecular function: G protein-coupled receptor activity. Gene Ontology annotation, biological process: cell communication; G protein-coupled receptor signaling pathway; negative regulation of adenylate cyclase activity. The record is from RefSeq and is a predicted model, not a curated record.
GAAUGCCAGGGGUGCUGGCUCUAACUGGCUUAUUCCUGGUGCUCCUCAUCUCCGGUGCCAGGUCAGAGUCUGCAGAGCUGAGGUUCCAGGGCCAUACGGAAUUUGUGGUGAAUGAGAGUAGCAGAGCUAUAGUACGCCUCGUGGUGGAAAGGGUCGGAGACCCCAUCAAUGUCACCGCUCUAGUCCUGCUGCAAGGUGAAGACACCGGAGACUUUGAGGCCACCACUGCAGCGGCUUUCCUGCUGUCUUCCGAGUCGAGCAGAACCAUUUUUAUUGCUGUGAAGGACGAUGAUCUACCUGAAGCCGAUGAAACCUUUGUGUUUAACCUCCGACUUCAGAGUUCAUCAAAUGGUGUGACAGUUGGAACUCCAAACACAGCCAGGAUCACCAUCUUGUCCAACGACAAUGCAUUUGGAAUUAUAUCUUUCAACACAACCAGCCCGAUCACUGUGGAGGAGCCAAAAGGCAGACAUUUGUAUGUGCCUCUUACUCUUAUCAGAGAAAAGGGUACUUAUGGAUCAGUAACUGUAAAUUUUGAGAUCCUUGGAGGCCCAAACCCAGCUAGUGAGGAUUUGAGUCCAGACAAAGGAAACCUCACUAUUCCCCCUGGCCAGGCAGUAGUGAUCUUCAGUAUCCUGAUACAUGAUGAUAAGGUUCCAGAAGAUGAUGAGAUCUUCACUGUGCAGUUAACUGGAGUAGCAGGAGGUGCCUUACUGAACACCAAUGGCACAAGUGUGCAAAUCAAAAUCUCUCGUAACGACGCCCCUGUGCGCUUCUUGCAACCCUCUUUUGCUGUAUCUGAAAGUGCCGGUAUUGUAAAUCUCACUGUUACCCGUGGAAGAACUGAUGAUGGCUUUCUUAUUGGCUCUGAUGAUCGAGAAGUGUCUGUCAUGUACACUAUAGUCACCGGAAAUGGAGCAGCCAGUGCCACCUUGUUGGAGGACUUUGUGGACCUACAGCCCAGAAGGGUGGUGGUUUUCCCCCCAAGGAUUUAUGAAGCAGUUCUGCAUUUUAACAUAAUUGAUGACAAAAUUCCAGAAAUUGCUGAGUCCUUUCAGGUGGUUCUUCUGGAGGAGACACUGUUGGGUGAUGCAGUACUGGUGCCUCCUAGCUGUGUGCAGGUGACUAUCGAGCCUAAUGACAAACCUUAUGGUGUGCUGUCAAUCAGCAGUCCUCCUCCAGCACAACCUGUCAUUAUUAAUGAAGACACAACUAUGAGAUUUGAAGGCAUUACCAUAGUGAGAAAUGGAGGAACCCAUGGCCUUGUCUCUGUGAACUGGACUAUAACGCGGAACUUCACAGAUAGGACCCCUGUCUCUAGUGACCUGUCCCCAGUAUCUGGAACAUUGUUUUUUCAAGAAGGGCAAAUGAGUGCCAUCCUGCCAUUAAACAUCACUCAGGAUGACCUCCCUGAAGAAGCAGAGCCUUUCCUGCUCAGACUGAUUCCUCAAUCUGUGCAGGGCGGGGCUGAAGUAGAUGAACCUAUGGAGAUGAUAUUCUACAUUCAGGACAGUGAUGACAUUUAUGGACGAUUUGGCUUCCAUCCACGUGAAAGGCAGAGUAUUCAGAGCCAGCCUGAGGGGCGAUUCCUAUCUCUUAGCUUCUUUCGGGAAGCAGGCACCCUAGGGGAAGUGCGCUUGGCCUUUACAGCUUUCUACAUUCCUGCCGGGACCCUGGAUCCUGCAAGGGCUCGGGAUGGCGUGCUGAACGGCACCAGUGCCAACAAUCUGCUUUUCAGUUCUGGUCAGUCAAGGGUUCAGCUCAUCCUGCCCAUACGUAAUGAUGCCUUCUUGCAGAACGGAGCCCGUUUUCUCAUACAGCUGGACAGUUUGCAGCUGGUGAACAUCACAACUCCUAUACCCUCAGUGAGCCCUCGCUUUGGAGGAGCUAUCAACAUCUCCCUGCUUAUCACACCUGACAUUGCUAAUGGAGAGAUCGGGUUCACCAGUAACCAGACAGUCGUGGCAACAGAACCUGAGGAUUCUAACACCAGCAUGAUCAUUCUUUCCUUAAGACGAGAUGGGACAGAUGGGCAGGCUGUGGUCUUCUGGAGUAUACUAGCUGUUGGAGAGAACAGAGCUGAUGUUACCAGAACUGACCUUUCACCUUUCAGUGGUUCUAUCACAUUUUUAACUGGACAAAGUGAAGCAAACAUCUCCAUCACUAUCAUGGCUGAUAAUGUUCCAGAGAUUAACGAAACGGUCCUACUUACAUUAGACAGGACAAAUACGGAGAACCAAAUUCUAAAGUCUGGUUUUACCAGCCAGGAGAUUGUCAUACUAGAGAAUGAUGACCCUGGUGGAGUCUUUGAGUUUUCAUCAGUAUCUAGAGGCCCCUGGUUCAUCAACGAGGGAGAAACAGUAGAGCUAAGAGUUAUCAGACAGCAAGGCCAGCUGCUGAACCAGCUGGUGAGAUACACAGUGACCCCUUCCGGAAAUGAGGAUUUUUAUGGGGCCAUAGGAAUCCUAGAGUUCCAGCCUGGAGAAAGAGAGGUGGUGGUGGCUUUAGUAGCCAUACCUGAUGGGCUUCCAGAGCUGGAUGAGAUGUUUGCAGUAGUUCUCAGCAGUCACAGCACUCCAGCUAGUCGCCUGGGUAACAACAGGCAGGUCAACAUCACUGUGCGUAAAAGUGAUGAUCCUUUCGGCAUACUCCAGUUUAUACAACCACAACUAAUGUUCUCCAUCAAUGAAAGUAAAGAAAUGGACAUUCAUUCAGCAUCCUACCCUAUUGUGAGGGGGAGGGGCCGAUUUGGGAAUGUGUCAGUCCUCUGGAAUCUUGAGCCCACCUUCUCAGGAGAUGUCACCCCAGUCCAAGGGGAAGUGGUCUUUACUGCUGGAGAGUAUUUGAAAAACAUCACUAUUUUCUCCAAGCCUGAUGAGGUGCCUGAAGAUAUAGAGAACUUUACCAUCACACUCAUCAAUGCGACUGGAGGUGCUAGACUGGGAAAUAUUCUAAAUGCAUCCUUACAGAUUAAUAAGAAUGAUGAUCCCAUUUACUUUGCAGAACCAGUCAUGCAGAGGGUCAGAGAGAGUGGUGUUGCAAAUUUCACUAUUCUGAGAGCUGGACUGGCCAAUUUCGUAGCCACAGUCAUGUACCGGUUUGAGCUUGGAGACUCAUCACCGGGAGAUUUUAUCGCUUUAAGUAAUGACUCACUGCUUGUGUUUGACUAUGGGGAAUGGAUGAAGAACAUAUCAGUCACUGUAUGGGAUGAUGACAUUCCAGAGACAGAUGAACCUUUUUAUAUUGUGCUAUUCAAUGCUACAGGAGAUGCUGUGGUUUAUGGAAAGGAUAUUGCCACGGUAGUGAUUGAAGCCAACGAUGAUGCCAAUGGGAUAUUCUCUCUGGAUGCUACUGAGAAGCCUGUGGAGGAAGGGAAGUCCAACAACUUCUAUGUUAUUAGGAAUAGAGGGCACUUUGGCAAUGUUACAGUCUUCUGGCAGCUGUUUGCCAAUUAUACUCCACUUGAGCCCAGUCAGGAGUUUGUCAACACAUCUGGAUUUAUAGUCUUCACCACAGGAGAGAAAUCCAAGUCGAUAGUCCUGGAGGCCAUCUCUGACAAGCUCCCAGAGUUCAAUGAGUUUUUUGAGCUGCGUUUAAUGAACAUAUCAGGUGGUUAUCCUGGUGAAGGUGGCAAACUGGCUACAAAAGAUCUCAGUGCUUCUGUCCUCAUCCCUUUCAACGAUGAUCCUUUUGGGGUGUUUGCUAUAGACAAAGCCAACCUGGACCAAGAGGUAGCAGAGGACAUUCUAUCUGUGGAUGACACACCUUCAGUUACAUCCUUCACUAUACUCCGCCAGCAAGGAACUUUCGGAGAUGUUCGCGUGUCAUGGGAGAUCCUAUCUGAAGCCUUUCCACAAGGUCUACCACCGAUGCAGGACUUUAUCUUGAUGGCCACAUUCCCCGAAGCUGUCAAGUUCCAGCCCCAUGCAAGAAGGCACCAUUCUGGAACAGAUGCAUUUUUCUUUUCUGGCCUCUCUGGAAGUUAUGGAACCAUUACUCCAAAAACUGAUGAUAUCCCUAGCAAACUAGCUAACUUUACAUUCUCCGCCUGGCUAAUGCCAAAACCCAACACUGAUGGGUUUAUUGUUUCAAAGGGAAAUGGCAAUGGAACUAUGUAUUACGGAAUAAAAGUGCAGACGAACGAGUCUCAUGUUAGUGUGAUGCUACAUUACACAACCGUAGGCUCUAACAACACCCAAGUGGCAAAAGCCAUAGCAAUGAAAUUUGUGGAAGAUAAUGUAUGGGUUCAUGUCAUUGUUGCACUGGAAGACGGAAUUAUUGAGUUUUAUUUGGAUGGCAACCCAAUGUCUGGAGGAAUUAAGAGUCUCAAAGGAGAAGCCAUUAUGAAUGAUGCAGCUCCUGUAAACAUCGGCUCUGACCUUGAUGGACAUCAGCUUUUCACAGGUGUACUGCAGGAUGUCCGUCUCUAUUCCAUACGUCUCAACCAAUCACAAAUCCAUGAGCUCCACGGUCAGCCUGCAAAAACUGACUUCCGUAAUGUGGCUGGAUACUUGGCAUAUUGGCAGGGAGAGAAGCUCAAAUCUUUUAUCGUGGAAACACGUGAUGACCGGGAAGAAGAGGGAGAGGAGGUCUUUUACCUGCAGUUGGUGGCUGUUCACGGUGGAGCCCGGCUGCCCAUGCCUCGCCCUACUGCCAGGAUAAGGAUUAUGAAAAGCGACAAUGCCAACGGGCUGUUUGGUUUUACUGGACCGUGCAUUCCUGAUAUAUUGGAGGAGGGCUCCACUGUUUCCUGCAUAGUAGAGCGCACACGUGGUGCUCUGGACUCAGUCUAUGUAAACUACACUGUGACACAGCUCGGUUCUCCUGCUAGGUCACCCAACGUCUCGGACUUUGCCAAACCCACAGGCUCUGUCUUCUUCCUCCCAGGUCAACCGUCUAAGGUAUUGAACCUGCAGGUAUUAGAUGAUGAUCUUCCUGAGUUUGAUGAGUAUUUCCAAGUCAAGCUAGUGUCAGCCCAAUCAGGAGAUGGGAAACCAGGUUCUACCCCAACCAGUGGAGCCAGCAUUGAUUUUGACAAUGCCAUCAAUAAUGUUACCAUCAAAGCCAGUGAUCAUCCUUAUGGUUUGCUGCAGUUUCAGACUGCUCCUGUCACUCAGGAGAUGAUCAGACCAGCUAUUCAGGAGGCCCAUAUAACUGUAAACGAAGAGGCUGGCAUUGUCAAACUUCCGGUGGCCAGAGCACAGGGCCUGCUGGGUAGAGUGUUAGUGGCUUAUCGUACAACACCAGUCACUGCCAUUGGCUCAGAGGACUAUGAGAACGCAGAGGGGUUGCUGGAUUUUUUGCCAGGUGAGAGGCUCAAAUAUAUCAAUUUGACCAUAAUUGAUAACUCAGUGCCAGAGCUGGACAAAGUCUUUAGAGUGGAACUGUACAACCCACAGGGAGGAGUGGACAUGUUCUAUGGGAGUGGGGACAGUGGAAGUGGAGAGAGUGACAUUGAUUUCUUCCUUCCACCCUUUCACUAUCAUUCUGCCAACUUGGGACUUGCAUCACACAUCACUGUGACCAUUUCUGCUUCUGAUGAGGCUCAUGGUGUCUUCCAGUUCAGUAACAACUCUGUCUCUGUGAAUGGAACUGAGCCAGAAGAAGGUCGGAGUAAUGUAAUGCUUCAGGUUAUUCGGACUUUUGGCACUCUUUCCAAUGUCACUGUAUACUGGCAAGCAGAUUCAGACUCAGAAGGAGAACUUAUCAACAGAUCUGGCAUCUUGACCUUUACUGUAGGACAGACCAUUGGAAACAUUUUUCUUCAUAUUUCCCAAGAUGAUACUCCUGAACUGGAUAAGAAUUUUAAAAUCCGUCUAUUAAAUGUUUCUCAUGGACGGCUUGGAAGCCAGACUGUUUCCACACUCACUGUGCUGGCUAGUGAUGACCCAUAUGGGCUGUUCUUGUUCUCAGAAGGUAGCAGGCCAAUCAGAGUAGCAGAAGCAGACACUCUGGUUGUUUUGACAAUACAACGGAUGAAAGGACUGAUGGGAAGAGUGCAAGUGACUUACAGGACACUGAGGGAUACAGAUCCAGGGCCCUAUCCAACACCUGGCCUGGGCAGGGCAAGUGCCAGGAAUGAUUACAUCCCAAUUUUGGAGUCAGUAACAUUCUCCAUCAAUCAGAGUGAAGCAAAUGUAACUGUCAGGAUUCUGGAUGACAAGGAACCUGAGAGGGCAGAGUCUGUGUUUGUUGAACUUAGCAGUGUUACAUUGGUGGAAGGUGCACAGACACGACCAGUUGCUCUGUCACCUCAGCUUGGACUGAGAAAUGUCUCAGUGGCUCAGGUCAUUAUAGAGGCCAGUGAUGAUGCCUUUGGUGUGCUUCAGCUCUCUUCUACAUCUGUAAGUGUGCCUGAGUACUAUGUAGGACCCAUAAUAAAUGUAACACGCACCGGGGGGAUUUUUGCUGAUGUGUCAGUGAAGUUCCGGGCCAUACCCAUGACUGCACGUGUUGGUGAAGAUUAUAGUGUGGCCUCCUCUGAUGUAGUCCUUCUGGAAGGCGAGAGCAGUAAACCAGUCCCAAUCCUUAUUAUCAAUGACAUGGUACCUGAAUUGGAGGAAACCUUUCGCAUUGAGCUUCUUAACCAGACUACUGGUGGAGCUUUCUUGGGCGAGCUCACUCAGGCAAUCAUCACUAUCCUGCCUUCUGAUGAUCCAUAUGGGUCCUUUGUUUUUCAGGCUGCACCAGUUACAGUAGAGGAGCCAAUGGUGAAUGCUAUAGAAGUAUCUUUGCCUAUUGUGAGGAAUGCUGGGACUAUUGGUUAUGUUAGUGUUAAAUGGCAGGCGACGAUAAAUGGCAGACCUGCAACAGGUGAUAUUCAACCUCUGUCUGGAGAAGUCAGUUUUGCUCCAGAUGAAACUAUGCAGACACUAAUAAUAGAGAUUUUGGCGGAUGAUGUGCCAGAAAUUGAAGAGAUCAUCAAGCUAGAGCUUAUUGGAGCCACAAAUGGUGGAAGCAUCGGACUUGAAAACAUGGUGAACAUUAUUGUGCCUGCCAAUGACAAUCCCUAUGGCACAGUGCAGUUUCUGCAAGCGAUAUAUCGAGUGCAAGAGCCUUUGGAAGGCAUGUACCUUGCCAACAUAUCUGUUCAAAGAAGUGGAGGUAAUUUUGGCCGUCUAGAGAUUUUUUAUAGCACCUUUGAGAUUGAUGUGGUCACUUAUGCCCAGAAAAAUGGCUAUAACUUCCGCAUCUACUACAAUUCCCCCUUGGCCGGGGCACCCUCUAGUGCCAUACAAAGGCCUAUCAACAUUACCACAACCAGUGACCCUCUGAACUUCUGUGCAGCCUUCUGCCUUCGGACACGUGCCUGCCAAGCUUUUUCUUUUAUUAACGCCUCAACUGCAACAUGCUUCUGGGUAACCACAUCCGCAAACCAGCUUUCCGCUGCUGCCCAAACCCUCACUUAUAUAAAAAAUACCACUGCAGCUGCUUCUCUCUUUAGCUCACAGGCAACUGCCGGGAGUGACUAUGUAACCAUGAUAGGACAAACAGCAACCAUGUUGGAUGGUUUCAGUAUUGCCAACCUCACUGUGCCAAUUCUUUCCGAUUCUUUGCCAGAGAUGGAUGAGAGUUUCAUGAUACAAAUUUUGAAGGUUGGCCUUGUUAAUAUGACUGUUGCUGAGAAACACUUGCCCACGGUUAGACAACCGGACACAGCUACUGUGACCAUAGGGAUGAACGGUGAUGCUUUUGGGGUGUUUAAACUAUACAGUGUAAACCCCAGUGCUACUCAGAAUGGAUUGUAUCUGGAGGUAAGAGAGGAGCCUGGAACAAGAGUGCUGCUGGUCAUUGAAAACGGAGGCAGUCUAGGCCGUGUUACAGUGGAGUGGAUGAAUGUUGGUGGCACUGCAAGGCCAAAUGCUGAUUUUAAUGGCACUGGGGAGACCCUCAUCUUUGCGGAAGGUGAUGUGAGGAAAACAAUCGAGUUCAUCAUCACAGAUGACACAGAGCCAGAAGACAAUGAAACCAUGCAGAUUGGUUUAGUAGGGACUGAAGGUGGCAGUCGUAUCCUGCCCAGCUCUGAUACCGUCACCAUCCUCAUUCUUGCCAAUGACCAUGCAGCUGGCCUGGUGGGCUUCCACCCAGCGUCUCGAUCAGUCAUCGUUAAAGAGGGGGAGAGGGUGCCAUUACAUGUGCAAAGGACAGCUCCUGCUAUAGGUAAUGUCACUGUGGAGUGGAGGAUCGAAGGUCCCCAAGCCUUACUUACGUUUGUGGAAACCUCUGGUAUUCUGUUCUUCCCGGAGCAUGUGUUAAAUGACACGAUAGUACUGCAGCUACUAGAUGAUGGCAUUUCUGAGGAAAAAGAGGAGUACAGAGUUAUACUCUCUAAAAUUCAGACUAAGGGUGUAACAGUUACAGGUGAGGCAGCUGUGGACGCUGAGGGUCAUGAGGCAGUGGUGAGCGUAGCAGCCAGUGAUGAGCCAUUUGGCCUGCUGAGGAUUGCUCCAUCCUCUCUCAACAUCUCCACUGAUGAAAAAGACAUCACGCUCAGGAUUUACAUUAACAGAGAGUUUGGAGCUUCAGGAUCAGUGAACAUCAGCUAUGAGACAGUUAAAGGUUCCCUGCAGGACUUGAGGCUGGUUGAUGGAGCUCUGGCAGAACCCGGUCAGGAUUUUCAACAUGUCUCCAGCUUUGUGGUCAUGCAGGAUGGUCAGACCUCAGUGUCCAUCCCAAUAACUAUAAUAGAUGAUGACAUCCCUGAGUUGAAGGAAUUUUUCCUGCUCAACAUAACAUCAGCUGUUCUGAUAACUUCAGUUCCAACUGCGCCUUCGCUAGAUACUCAAGGUCUGGUGGCUGAAAUUAGCAUUAAUGCUAAUGAUGGAAUUCAGGGUAUCAUCAGUUGGCAAAGCACAAACUAUAAAGUGAACGAGACAAUCGGAGCAUUGUCUUUAGUGGCUUAUCGGGAUGCAGGGACAUACGGGAACGUCUCUGUCUUUUUCUAUGCUCAAAAUCUAGAGGCUCAGCUGGGUCUGGACUUCAGUUCUACAGCUUCAGUGCUUCAUUUUGCAAAUGGAGAGAGGUACAAGUUUGUAGAGGUGUUGAUCUUGGAUGAUCCUAUUCCAGAAGGAGAUGAGGAGUUUCAGCUUAUUUUAACAAACCCAUCACCGGGGCUCGAGCUUGGAAAGAACGUUACUGCAACAGUGACCAUAUUAGCCAAUGACGAUGGCCAUGGAAUCAUUUCCUUUAACAACAGUGAGCACUACCUGCUGCAGGAGCCCACCUCAAUGUCAGGUCUGGGACACAGUGUGGCUAUGCUGAGUGUUGUAAGAAAUCCUCCACAGGGGAUAUUUGGGACAGUUACGGUGCAGUUCUCUAUUAGUGAUGCUAAUGGAACUUUGAACACUGAAGACCUCACACCUUCUGAAGGAUUUGUGGUGUUGGAAGAUGGGGUUCGGUUUAAGACUCUGGAGAUCUGGGCCGUUCUUGAUGCAGAACCAGAAAUGAAUGAAACUUUCCGAGUAUCUCUGUUUAAUCCUACUGGUGGAGCACGACUAGGAGAACCUUUAGAGACCUUUAUCACUGUGUUACAGAACCAAGCUCCACUGGGGCUUUUUAGAAUAUUUCUUUCUAGCAACAGGACUCUAAACUCGUUAAUAGUUGAAGAGACUGUCGGGACUGUGUAUUUGACAGUGGCUCGCAGUAAUGGUCUGGAUUCUGCAGUCAGUGUGGAAUUUGAGACAAACUCAGAUGCAGCCUUUGGCAUGAGGGGAGAUUACUCACAGUUAGCAGUGUACCAGCGCUUCCGAGAAACCGGGCCUUUAGGAUGGUGUUCUGUGUUUAAUGGAAACUCCUCUCUGCUCUUGAUGCUCAUGCAGGACCAGGUCACCCUCUACAGGUGGCAAGGAGUAUUUGUGUCGAUUCAGAAUGUGAGCAUGCAGAGGCCGGGCUCUUGUGUGGGUUUUACAGUAAAUGGCACCACGUAUGUGGCAGUGGCCCACGAAGACACCGCGAAGUCUCCCGCUGCCAAUGUCAGCAUAUUUCUCCUCCAGCCAGACCUCAAUCUUACUCUAGCACAUACCAGAGCUGUGGGAAAUCGUGAUGUUAAACAUUUCUCUGUCCAGGCUAGAGAAUAUUUUAUUGCACUGAAUCAGGUAUUUGUGUGGACUGGAAACUCUCUAUCCCUUCAUCACACCCUGGAAAUUCAGGACAUCACCACACUCGCUCCCUUCACUCGAGCAAACAGGAACAUCCAGCAUUUAGUGGCAUGCAGGGGAAGAAAUUCAUCCAGCUGCCUCGUCUACCAGUGGAUUAACAGCAGCUUUCAAAACCCCCAGCCGCUGGCAAUCGGCGCCAACGUCAAACAAGUGGAGUCCAUACACACGGGAGGGGAGACGUUCCUGCUAGUCGCUACAGAAGGUCCAAACCCCACAUGCGAGGUGUUGUUAUGGAGUUCUCAGCAAAUCUUCUUUCAGUUUGCACAGUCCAUUCCUUUCCCAGGCCUUUCUUCAGUCCAUGCUUUUACUCCUCCAUCUGGCAUAUUGCAUCUCUUACUCGCUGGGAAAAACGACUCGGCACUGUACAUGUGGAAGCCUGAACUGAUCCAGUUCACUAAAGUGCUAAAAUCCUCAUCCGCUCAGCAGUUCCUCUAUUUGUCCGUCCCUUCCUUUAAUGUGACAAAGAGCCUGAUCAUAGCUACACAAGGAUCAGCGUCUGCCAUAUAUGAGUUGAUCGCCGUGUCCAACCAGUCUGACUUUAUCCCCCGUUCUGCUGAGCUCUUCUUCCAGCCCGGAGUAAGCGAAUUAGAGAUAGCCGUAAACAUAGUUGAUGACGAUACUCCAGAAGUGGAAGAAGGUUUCCGUGUGAGCCUCAAGAACCCUAAAGGAGGUGCUGAGAUUGGCUUUCAUAGCCAAGUCACUCUGAUCAUUUCAGCUAAUGAUGAUGCCUAUGGAGUUAUUGGCUUUACCCAGAGCUCUCUGUCUGUGGAGGUGGAGGAGCUGGAUAUGGAUAACCUGUUCUCUCUUAGAUUGGAGAGGAGAAGAGGCACUUUUGGGAGGCUCACUGUGCGCUGGGCGGCCAAUGGAAGCCUGCAGGAUAUUUCCCCAACGUUCGGAGUGGUAACAUUUUCAGAGAGUCAGACCGUAGCCACCAUCUCGCUAACUGUAUUAGCUGAUGGUAUUCCAGAACUAGAAGAGAAGGUGGCUAUUAUACUAACAGAUGUCACAACAGUUGGAGUUGUGGAUUUAUCCAAGAGAGCCGUCAUUGACCCACAACGUGCCAGAGCCGAGGUCACUAUCAAGGCUAACGGCUCUCCAUACGGAGUGAUCGGGUGGCACCUAGACUCCCAGAAUUUUAUCACAAGCGAGCCUCUAAAAAGCCCAAGCAAUAUCACAUUGAGUAUUGUGAGAGAUCAGGGAGCAUCUGGGAAUGUGGUGGUCCACUACACAACCAGACCUGCGCUCUCAUUGCCACCUGUCAAUCAAGCCAGUGAGGGUCAGGACUACGAUGCCAAACAGGCUAGAGUUAUCAUGAUGGAGAAUGCAACUGUUGCCCUCGUAACCAUCACCAUUUUACCGGAUGAUAUUCCAGAAUUGGCUGAGACAUUUUUGGUGAACAUUACUGGUGUGGAGUUAAUGGGGAAUCAGAGUGGGGCAGGCCAGCCCAGAAUCAGGAGGCCUGGAAUGGAGAUUGCUGAGAUCACAAUUCAAGAAAAUGAUGACCCCAGGGGAGUCCUUCAGUUUAAUGUGUCUAAGGAUGCUACUGGAUUAGUGUUUGCCCAUGAGGUUCCUCCACCUGGUAAUAUCCUUUAUCUGCCAGUGGUCAGGCUUGCUGGUCGAACUGGACGGCUAGUUCUAUUCUGGGAAGUUCAAACAGUCAUUGCCACCGUUGACGACUUCACCCCAUCUUCAGGCAACCUCACAUUUCAAGAUGGACAGGGAAGCGGUAUAAUCGAGAUCACCAUUAUUGACGACACUCUUGUGGAGCCUAUGGAAACAUUUCUGGUCAAACUCACACAGGUGGUAGGAGGAGCCAGACUGGGAACGGACGCGUCUGUUUUGGUCAACAUCCCCGCCAAUGAUUCACCUCUGGGUCGCUUUGGAUUUCAGGAACUGACAACAACUGUCUCGGAGCCCCAGUUUCCUGGUGACCCUGUAUCCAUGGUUAAUCUGACAGUGGUGAGAAGUUCAGGUGGAGAGGGAACGGUUUAUCUCAUCUGGCUUCUGGAGCAGCAGGGGAGAGAUGAUCUGCAACCUCAUAAUGGAUCUCUUGUGUUUAAUGGGAGUGAGUCGAGAAAAUCUGUGUUGUUCCAGGCUUUGGCUGAUGCCGUGCUGGAGGGUGAAGAGAGGUUCACAGUCCAGCUUCUUUCUGCUAGAAAUGAGGCUGUUAUUGACCCCACCAGAAACCUGGCGACAAUUGUGAUUAGGGCUGACCGUGAAGCUCUGGGUAUCAUUGGCAUUGCGGAUUCUUCUCGUAAUGUACUUAUUGGAGAACCUCAGGGCAUGUACAAUGGCACUGCUUUCAUCAGUCUUGAAAGAGGGCCAGGCAUUUUUGGAGAGAUAGAGAUAUACUGGAACAUCACGCCAGCUACUGCCAAUGAGUUUGUGGAGAACUCAGGAAAAGUGAUAAUGAGAGAUCGCCAGUCUGCAGCAACCAUUCAGCUGAUGGCUGUGGAUGAUGAUAUUCCAGAGGAAAAGCGUGUGUAUGAGCUGAGUCUCACUUCACUAACUCCUGGUGCAGACAUUAACUUGAAUCGACAGCGUGCAAACAUCACUAUGGCAGCCAGUGACCUUCCUUAUGGCCUCUUCUCCUUCACCCAGUCCUCACUAAGUGUAAUGGAAGAUGAGAGAUCAGUGAACAUCACAGUGGUACGCUCCAUGGGGCUGCUGGGUAACGUGUUGGUGAAUUACUACACAGAGGGCCAAUCUGCAGUGAGUGGGUUGGACUUUGAGCAGGCAUCAGGCAGAAUACUGUUCGGCCCAGGCCAAAGCUCCAGAGUCAUUAUGCUAAAGAUCGUGGAUGAUUUACUAGCAGAGGGACCUGAGGACUUCUACCUAAGCAUCAGCGAGGUCCAUCUUCUCAAUGACAGUGCACUCAACUUUACCAUAAGAGAAAACGGAUUCCAAAUAGACCAGCCUCCAGCCAUAGGCAAUAUUUCCUUCAUCAGAAUCAUCAUCCAGAAGAAUGACAAUGUUGAAGGCAUCUUGGAGUUUGACCCUUCUUACAUUAACAUCACUGUUGAGGAGGACGUUGGCACUUUCUCUGUCCCUGUACUGAGAAGAGUGGGUACAUACGGGCAGGUCAGCAUCGACUACAUAACCAGAAGCUUGACUGCACUGUCUGGCUCAGAUUACAUCCUAUUUAAUGGGACUAUAACCUUCAGGCAUGGCCAAAAUGCCAGCAGUAUUAACGUCUCUAUAGUGGAUGAUCUGGACAGGGAAUCUAAUGAGGUGUUUGAAAUCCAGCUCGUCGCAGCUUCAGGAGGAGCAAUUCUGGGCACACGACUUAUUGCUCAGAUCACCAUUGCUAAAAGCGACUCACCCAGCGGAAUGGUCCGAUUCGUCAAUCAAACCAUGAUCUCUAUCUCAAACCCUGACCGCACUCUUAAGCUCAUCCUCGUUCUGGAGCGUUUUGGAGGGGUGGUGGGUGAUGCUAUGAUAACGUGGAACAUUUUAGGACCCAACACAAACGAAGUAUUGCCGUCUGUAAACACAGAUUUUGGUGAACCUGUAAAUGGAUCGUUCCACUUCAGAGAUGGGCAAGGGGGAACACGUAGCUUCGAGCUACAGAUUCUGCCUCAUGGUGAGGUGGAAGUGGAGGAAACAUUCAUUAUUAAACUCAGCCACGUGUUUGGAGACAUGGAUGUUGACCCAAGAGCAGGCGCUGUCACACUGCGGAUUGCAAAGUUUGGUGAUCCAAAUGGCAUUGUUCAGUUCACUGAGCAGGAUCUGAGAGAGCGUGUUUAUAGUGAACCUGCAGACUAUGAAGCUCCGCUUAACAUCUCUCUCCUUAUUACACGAAGAGAAGGAGUGAUGGGAAAUAUCACUGUAUUCUGGGAGAUCCUCAGUGACGCAGACACAACAGGUGACUUUCUCACUCUCCGUGGUUCAGUUACCAUUCUGGCAGGUCAGCGGCUAGCAGAGAUCAUCCUUACCCUGCUGCCUGACCCUGUGCCUGAGCUCGAGGAGGUCUACACAGUUCACUUGAGUUCAGUGGAGGGUGGCGCUGAAAUCGACGCCAACCGCAGCAGUGUUCGCCUCCGGGUCCGUGCCAACGAUGAGCCACAUGGAGUGUUUGCCCUUUUCAGUGAGCACCAAAAACUACUUGUGAAUUCCACUGACCACAGCAGGUAUCUGGUGCUAAACAUUAGCAGGCUGGCUGGAACAUUUGGCAAUGUCAGUGUCGGAUACCAGAUCAGCUAUCCCACUCUGGGCCAGAACUUCACCGAGGACAGAUCUGUUGGGAGCUUUGUGGUAAAGGAUGGGGAGAAGUCUGCAAGUAUCACUGUGCCAAUUAGCACACAGGUUUUUUUUGUAACAGGUUUUAACAUAACAAUGCAGUUAAUGAAUGUGAGCCUGAUAGGACCUUUGCUCAGUUCUCCUCCUCGCGUGCAGCUGGAGGCGAGAAUUGCCAUCUUGUCUGUACCUGAAGAGGCUGCUAAUGCUGAAGUGGGCUUUGCCUCCUUGGACCUGCAGGUGUCUGAUAUCAGGAGCGGCCGUUGUGAUGCGUUAGUCAGCAGGACAGGUCUCUAUGGAGACGUGACUGUGCAGUGGAGAGCUGGAUUCCCUCCUGGACAGACUCCAUCAGGCUACCAGCCUGGAACAAUCACUCCCAGCUCAGGCACUGUGACCCUGCUUCAUGGCCAGAAAAGCAAAAUCAUAUCUUUUAUAGCUGAGAAUAAUAUGUCUUUGCCUGUUGCACAUGCAGUUCACCUGACUACUAUAGAAUCUGUGUCACCAGGAGGAGCCAGAUUCAGACCUGGAUACACUGUGGCAGAGGUGGAGUCACUGGGACUCUAUCAGUUCCAUCCUGACUUUCAGAAGCUGGCUAUUACAGAGGAUGCGCACAUUGUCACUAUCUAUGUCCAACGCCUCUAUGGCUUUCGCACCAACCGCACCCAGGUCUACUACAAGACCUGGCCUGGUAGUGCCCAUCCUGGGGAAGAUUUUACUCCAGUGCAUGAUGGGCAGCUACUCUUUGAAGGCCGGCAAACAUCUGCCGCCAUCAACAUCUCCAUUCUAGAUGACUCGCUGAUGGAACCUGAUGAGACGUUUUAUGUUAACUUGACCGACAUUAGAAUUAUCAGCGCACACUAUACUUCUGUUAGUGCCUGUCCACUUAUUGUAGCUGAAAACAGUAUUUCUGCUGUUACCAUACUCGGCAAUGACGUCAUCAUUGGAUUUGGAUUGUUAAGUAUUGGCCCAGCAAUGAGUCGCACUUAUGAAGACACACAAGAGGGGACACAACCUCAGAAAGUUGUUCUAAGAGUACGCAGGACAGCAGGGCAAACAGGAGUGGUAAGUGCCCGGGUUCGGGUUUAUGACGGUGGUCAUGUUUCACCGGAGCUGCAUGGUGCUCCAUUCCUUCUGGAACACAACGGGACAUGGGCGAGGGAAGGGAACGAUUUUAGACUUGAGUCACAGACGGUCACGCUGUUGGAGGGGCAAACAGAGGCGGAGGUCAGCCUCUUUAUUCUAGAUGACCAAGAGCCCGAAGGACAGGAGGUCUUUUACAUCUACCUCAGCGAACCAGAGGGAGGAGCACAGAUUGUCAGCUCGCCAGAUGAGAGUGGCAUCACUUUUUUUGCAAAAAUUAUUAUUCUAGGGAGUGAUCUUCAUAACGGCAUUGUGGGCUUUACUCUGAGUUCUCAGACAGGCCAGGUUCUGGACGAAGACUCGGACAACAGGACAACCAUACUUUUUAUCCAGAGGCAAGAAAACAGAGCAUUUGAGGAUGUUUUCGUGUCUUGGCGGGCCACGUUUAAUCUUACAGCUCCAGCAUUGCUCAGUCAGGGGGUUAAUCUGACACAAGAGCUGCAGCAGACUUCAGGCAGGGUGCUGUGCAGGAGAGGACAGGUCCUCUGUCUACUUCAUCUGGAGAUCCGACCAGAUCAGGAGCCGGAGUUCCAGGCGUGGUUCCUGGUGGAGAUCUAUGAAGUAGGAGAUGGUGCUGCUAUUAAUCAGAGUGCCCGCAUUGCUAACAUCACCAUGCUGGAAAGUGAUGACCCAAGGGGGCUGGUGUAUUUUGCUGUGGGCUCCCGGCUACCUGUGGCCAUGCUCAGAGCAAACAGUGUCACUCUGCAGGUCUAUAGGGAGGGCAGUGUGGCCUCAGCUAUAUCUGUGAAAUACCAGUUGCAGGAGCUGUUGAAGGCUGAGUCCGUUGGUCCCAAUCUGAUCUGGCCUGCCGUGGCUGAUUUAGAUUUCAUCAUGGCAAGCGGUGAGCUGACAUUUGACAUUGGCCAACACAGUGCUGGUCUGGACAUCACCCUCACACCCAACAUCGGCUCGUCAAACCCCACACCCAAGCGCUUUCGUGUAAUUCUUUCCGAUGUCACUGGAGGUGCCCGAGUCCACCCGGUGUAUGGGAUGGCAAAUGUGACUCUGGUUUCAGACUCUGAAACCCAGGCAGUGUGGGCAUUGCUGGAACAGCUCCAUCAACCCCUGGAUGAAACGCUGAUUAACCGUGUACUGCAGGGGAUUAUUAAUAAAGUCAGCAUAGACUUGACACAUGAACAGAUGACCGCUGUGCUGGAUGCAGCAGGGAAGAUCUUGAGUGAAGCCGAGCAGACACCUUUGAAAGACAGCAGCCGUGCUUUGACCCGUGACCUCCUUUGCUCUCUUGCCAAACCAAGCCGCGCAGACACACGAGGUCUGAGUUUUUUGGCCACAGUAGCUGAGCGUUUUGCCUUCUCACUUGUUGCUGACACACCAUGCAGCACUGAUGGCCAGAGAGGAAAGAUCCUGGAUACUUGUCCUUACUUUACUAUCACAGCAUACCACUGGUAUCCCACAGACAUCAACGCACACACCUUUACAGGGACAAACGGCGACACCUUAACCCUGCCCGAUGCCCUGCUGGAAGUACCAGUGCUGCCUGCGGGUGGCAUGUCUCCCUUGGCCUGCCAGAAGAUACACUUCAUUGAGUACCACACUGAGCACUGGUUCCUUACUAACACAAAAGCCAGCGCUCUCAACGACAAGGUAUUCUCUGUUAGUUUACAGGGCCGGGGUUCCAGACCCUUAGGAGACGGCAAAGAAGUUGUGUACCGCAUUCACACACCAAACCCCUGGGUGAAACCCCGGCAAUCUCUGUGCCUUCUGUGGAACCAGGCAGCUGAGAGCUGGCUGUCUGAUAGUCAGUUCUGUCGAGUGAGAGACGACAGCGGGGACUUCGUGGAGUGUGCCUGUUCACAUCUGUCUAUCUACACAGCGUCAGCCGAGAUCGACUCUCUGUCUUUAUACAAUGAGGCUUUUUACGCUGCAGGCUUCAUCUGCAUUUCAGGCUUUGCCUUGGCCAUCAUAUCUCAUGUGCUGUGCUCCAGAUUCCCUAUGUUUGCUGCCAAACUGCUCACACACAUGAUGGUGGCCUGCUUAGGGACACAGAUUUGCUUCCUCGUAUCAGCAUUCAGAGGGCGAAUGUUCUCAGAUGACAGCUGUGCAACCCUAGGCCUCUUCUUCCACUACUUCCACCUCACUCAGUUCAGCUGGAUGCUAAUUCAGGCUGUUAACUUCUGGCAGACCCUGGUGAUGAAUGACGAACACACAGAGAGACGCUAUCUGCUUUACUUCCUGCUGAGCUGGGGACUUCCUGCUCUGGUCAUCAUUAUUCUGGUCACGGUGCUGCUCGGCGGUUAUAGUUGGAGCAUUCAUGAUGUCUACGGACUGGUACAGGGAGAGCUGUGUUUCAUCCCAAAUGUGUACACAGCUCUCUGUACAGCUGCUUUUAUUCCUGUUAGCUGUGUAGUGGGAGUGUUGGUGGUCUUCAUCCAUGCUUAUCAUGUUACACAGCAAUGGAAAGCCUAUGAUGAUGUCUACAGGGGCCGAACCAACAGCUCAGAGGUUCCCAUGGUGCUGUACUUGUAUGCUUUGGUCUCACUGGUGUGUUUGUGGGCUGGCCUGCACAUGGCGUACAGGUAUCUCUGGAUGCUUAUUCUUCUCGUCAUCUUCAACAUCUUGUUGGGUCUGUACGUGUUUGCUGUCUACUUCCUCAUGCAUAACCAGCUGUGCUGGCCUGCCAAGGCGACUUAUACAGUGGAGAUGAACGGACAUGAUGGUGCUGACGGAGUGUUUCAGAGCACUGGAGCAGCCACAGUGGGGGGAGGAGAAAUCAGCAAGUCUACGCAAAACCUCAUCAGUGCCAUGGAGGAGAUCUCAGCAGACUGGGAGAGAACUUCUUUACAGCCGAGCAUUGAACCCAGCAGUGUGUUUAAAGAAACCCCUCAGAGUGACACCUACCCUCCCGAAAGUGGCUUUGUUAAUGCAAAUCUCAUCCAAGAUGAGGAGUCCCAGGAGUUUGAUGACCUUAUAUUUGCCUUAAAGACCGGUUCCGGUCUUAACUUGAGUGACAGCGAGUCGAUCCAUGGCAGUCACGAUGGCGCGAGCGUGGCCAACUCCCAGAUCGUUGAGCUCCGGCGCAUUCCCAUCGCAGACACACACCUGUAACCUUGCUGCUUUUAUACUAAAUCCAUAUAAACCAGCCAGCAGUAUUUAUGUACUGUUACCACCUUUGCACUAAAUUGACCAGUUUUAAUUUCUCGUAGAUUUUGAGCUGUUUUUUAUACCUGGAAUUUUGUCAAUACUUCUGAUCUUUUUUUUAUAAAUAUAUUAUAUGUAUAUGUGAAUUGUCACUACAGUAAUAUUGUGAAGUUUAUAACAGAUAUCAUGUACAUAUCAUGUAUUGUAGGUCGGGGAGCACAUGGGGCAAACGAGCCUCAGAGUUCAGCUGCUUGUUUUGUGUAACAGAUAAUAAAAAAAACCAUUGGAGUUUUACUCAA